AUGUCUGGUACGCCGUCCAUCAGGAUAUCCCAACACCAGCGCGUCGCCAGUCCGUCGCGCUACCCUCCCUAUCCCAUCCCCUCCCUGGGACCAAUGGCCAUACCGAGAGCACAAGAAGCUGUGCCGCCGCCCUUGCCACCGCCCAACUACAUACCUGAUAUCGCGGCUGGCCAUGAUCCAGGCUGGCAGUGGGGCAACGAUCCAAAUGGCUCGGACUUCGGAAGGCCAGCCUCUGUGAGACCUGGGAGCAGCCUGCUGGGUGGAGGCUUCAUGAAGGGCUUCAGGCAGGAGAAAGAGCACGGUUAUCCUUCAUAUCCGUCUGUCGCAGAUGCACGGAGAGGCAGCUCGAUAUCAACGGUCACUGCAAUGCGGGACACGCAGGACAACAUCGAGAGUGCUUCGACACCUAGCGAUGACGGAUGUUCUCUAUCCAGGCCAUCCUCAAACUACAGAUUGCACGGCGAAAAACAGCUUGAGCAACGUACUUUGGAGUCGUCUUCCAACACAUACGACAAACAGCUCCUGAGUCGAAUAGGCGGACCAAGUGCAGGCCUCAAUACUCCAAAGCGCACAUCUUUGUCGUAUGCUCUGCCAAGUGUACACGAGACUGCUCAGCUGGCGCAUGCUGAAGCUGAACGACGACAUGGACAGCUGCGACCGCUCUCGAUGCCAGAGAGACAACAGACUUUGCUGGACUCUCCCGCUAGCUCGCGUUGGCCCUCUUCUGGUGCCGUUUCUCCAGGAUAUACGGCGGGUGGCUUUUGGUCGGAGCACGGUCCCCCUGAAACCAGCCGUCUUCACACGUCCUACACACCACGCCGUGGUAGCCUGGCAUUCGACGACAGCAUCUCCCAACGUGGCAGCUAUGAUCAAUCUAUGUUCAUCCAGGGCGACUUGAUGGAAGAUGAACCUAUGAGCCAUCUCAAUCUUCACGACCGCAGUCCAGGAUCCUCGGAAGAUUUCCAGCUGAACGCCAGGGCUGGUACGAAGAGACGUGCAUCUUCGCCGCCACGGGACGCAUCACGGGAGGAACGCUCUUCAGGCAGCAGUGCCUCGGGCCACAACGAUCUCUAUCACCGGCGCUCAAUCCAGCAGCUCCCGAACAGAGGUUCACCGGUAUCUCGUUUCCACCCAAAUCACUCAUCGCUGUCAUCGUCAUCAUCGUUAGGACCGCGUCAGAACUCAUUCGGAUCCUCGCUCGGUGUGUCCAGCAUGCCAAGUAGUGCCACGAGCUAUGGAUCAGGGCGUCUAUCACUGGGUGGAUUGUCGCCCUGCUACGAUUCCCAUUCUGAACAUCGUCUAAGCAACGCUAGUAGUGUCAGUCUUGUGUCACCAGCUUUACCACGGCCUAAACACCAGCGGACUGUCUCAGAGAGCACACAAGGAGGUGUACCAAGCGCACACAUGACCCCUACAGAGAGCGCUUCUCAUUCCCGCAACGGAAGCAUUUCGCAGUUGCCGGGCGUCUACAUCUGCGAAUGCUGCCCAAAGAAACCCAAAAAGUUCGACACUGAAGAUGAGCUGAGACUUCACGAAUCUGAAAAGCAAUACACUUGCGCUUAUUGCCCCAAUCGCUUCAAGAACAAGAACGAAGCCGAACGUCAUCAGAACUCAUUACAUCUUCGACGCCACUCCUGGAGCUGUGCAUCCCUCGCUGGCGUCGAAGCGGCGUAUCAUGCAUCGACAUCAGGCAACAACGCAGACGUCUGUGGAUACUGUGGUGACGAGUUCCCUAAUCCACCCCAAUGGGAUGUCCGAGCAGAACACCUCAACCAUGUUCACAAAUUCGGAGAAUGCAACCAAGCCAAGAAGUUCUUCAGGGCGGACCACUUCCGACAACAUCUCAAGCACUCACAUGCUGGCACCAGCGGGAAGUGGACCAACCAGCUUGAGAUUGCCUGCAUGAAAGACGAACCUUUGCCGGAGAAGCGUGUCAGCGUUUCGGCCCAAGCUCCGCCUACCCUCAUGAUCAGCACGAGCAUACCAGGUCAAUCUGGCGAAAGUGCGAGAGUGGAGGAGGCAAGCUAA
Fulvia fulva is the source of this 2028-nucleotide messenger RNA. RefSeq lists its product as uncharacterized. The coding region runs from base 1 to 2028 and encodes 675 amino acids. Lineage: Eukaryota; Fungi; Ascomycota; Dothideomycetes; Mycosphaerellales; Mycosphaerellaceae. The transcript is spliced from 3 exons. The record is from RefSeq and is a predicted model, not a curated record.